Ceraceosorus guamensis is the source of this 1880-nucleotide messenger RNA. RefSeq lists its product as hypothetical. The transcript is spliced from 2 exons. Lineage: Eukaryota; Fungi; Basidiomycota; Exobasidiomycetes; Ceraceosorales; Ceraceosoraceae. The record is from RefSeq and is a predicted model, not a curated record. The coding region runs from base 126 to 1493 and encodes 455 amino acids.
CGCUUUGAGCUUUACUGCGGCUGGUUAUUGGCCAAACUUCGAUUGGAUGUUUCGCCCGGCCGGAUAGCUUGGUCAGCGCAGCCACUUGUGCUUGAUCGGGAAAUGCGCCCGUCGUCGACGCAUUGAUGUGCCUGGCUGUGUAUGAAUGGCAGGCUGGAACCAGCUAUUUCUCACGCCAAGGGAUCAAAGACUUGCGUUCAAGACCUCUUGCCUCCGUCACUUUCGCUUCCACAUCUCGAUUUCCUCGGUUACUACUGCCUCUUGACGAGCGCGGUCUUUCUUUGCUACAUUUCCAUCCGCUUGCUCCCACGCUCUACAUCAUGCCGCUCCAAGUUCGCUGGCCGACUUCUAGCUCCUCUCGUGGCUCCACUGGGCGACAACACUCCAAUUCGGCUCCCCCGAGCUCGGUUCCAUCGAUAGCUCAGACGCCCGACGUGCCAAUCUUGAUCCCGAGGGACGAACCUCCCCCUCAUGGACCUUUGAGCGCGUCCUCAGCGUCUCCUCAGCGUAGGCCGGCCCUCGCUUCGCCGCUGAUAAAUUUCAAGAAGCCUGACAACCUCUUUCUGAUACAUUCGAACAUCAUGCUACCAUUACCGACUCGUGACGCUAAGAUGGAGACCAAGAGACGCUUCAUGAAAUUCCAGCCCAACUGCUACCAGCCGAUGCUGCCACCAUACGUGCUCACCCAGAACGAAAAACAGGAAGGCCGUUACAAGCUCGAUGUCGACUUCAUGCUGGCUUGGGCUUGCAAGCAUACAGACCCGUGCCACUGCAUCGUCAAAGGAUCAGACCUGCGCGAAGCUGUAGAAUUGCAGCGCGAUUCGCCCGAGGGAAUGGACAUCCUGCUAGACGCUUCUGAUGAAGCAACAUUGCGGGAUCAGGAAGGAAGGGCCAGCGUAGUGCCUUCCGCCGAUCAGGCGUCACACAGUGCACUCGGCCUCGUACUCGAUUCAUAUCUCUCUGGACCCGACGAGCAAACGGCUCCCACCAGGUCACCGACGUCGCCCAGCGCAGCUUCGAUCCUUCAAAGCUACUUUGCGACUCCCCGGGCGCACUGGAAUGAGCCAACCGCCACACUCGGCACCACUGAUGUGGUCUCGCAACAAGCCGAUGUUUUGGAGGAUCACGAAAUCAGCUCUACACCGUCAGCAGAGCCAUCCCAGCUGACAUCGCCGUCAACGGCUUCAUCCUACAUUAUAUCGCCCGAGGUCCUCGCCAGCAUGCCCCUGCCUAGGUCCGAGACCACAUCACCUCGCUCCACAAAGUCGCGCCGUCACUUUUGCGUCGCCCUCAAUCGUUACACCGAACUUUGCGGAGCGGAUUGUCUUUUGAGCCCUGCUUGUCGAUCUCCAUCACGCAUGAACCUAGAAGCCGACCGCGCACAGGCUCGGGUCGAACGCGUGCGCGAGCAGAACAAUGAAAGCAGAGUCUCUCUCACCCCGCAUCCAGCGCCAAAUCCAGAGCCCGCGAACAGCAGCACGACGGACAUCUAGUGAAGGUGAAACCAUACCUUGCGUCCCUCAGUAGGCAGUCGGCAUAGCAGGCCUGACCUUCUCACGCGGCUCAACGUAUGAAGUAGACGAUCCAUGAUAGUGGCUCUACUUUCUCGCACAUUGUUCGUCCUCCGAGCUUCCUCACGACCGGACGAUGUUUGGCCUGAAACUCAGUCGACGUAUGGAACCGCAUUUGCCCAUACCAUGCGAGACCUCAGAAGCAUAUGUCUACUUGAAUUCGCGUGUGAAGGGUGUAAAGAGUGCGUGCAAGCAAUGUAGAGUGACGUUUUUGACAGCGUGACUGGCAAGAAAUAGCGCAUCGGAAGAGUAGGAGGCCAGCAGAUGAUAGCAAAAGGUGAUGGAGCAGAAAUGACUAAAUCUACUUGA